Liolophura sinensis is the source of this 3131-nucleotide messenger RNA. Its product is annotated as V-type proton ATPase subunit E-like. Gene Ontology annotation, biological process: proton transmembrane transport. The coding region runs from base 91 to 771 and encodes 226 amino acids. The record is from RefSeq and is a predicted model, not a curated record. The transcript is spliced from 9 exons. Gene Ontology annotation, cellular component: proton-transporting two-sector ATPase complex, catalytic domain. Lineage: Eukaryota; Metazoa; Mollusca; Polyplacophora; Chitonida; Chitonidae. Gene Ontology annotation, molecular function: proton-transporting ATPase activity, rotational mechanism.
GCCAUCUUGAGUUAGAGCGGUAUUGUGGUGGACGAGCAGAUAAGCAGACACUUGUUUGUGUGACAACAGUCUUUUUUCACGAACAGCACCAUGGCUCUCAGUGAUGCUGAUGUUCAGAAACAGAUAAAGCACAUGAUAGCUUUCAUUGAACAAGAGGCAAAUGAAAAGGCUGAAGAAAUUGAUGCAAAGGCUGAAGAAGAGUUCAACAUAGAGAAAGGUAGAUUGGUUCAACAACAGCGUGUGAAAAUUAUGGAAUACUAUGAGAGGAAAGAAAAACAAGUUGAACUUCAGAAAAAAAUUCAGAGCUCAAAUUUACUGAACCAAGCAAGGCUGAGAGUACUGAAGUGCAGAGAGGACCACAUUAAGGGUAUGUUAGAGGUUGCCAGACAGCGACUUGGACAUGUAACAAAAGAUCAGGCCAAAUAUGGUAAAGUCUUGGAGGGCUUGAUUGGUCAGGGCCUGACACAGUUGUUGGAACCCAAUGUGACAAUCCGCUGUCGAGAGCAAGAUCUUGAUUUAGUUAGAAAUGCAGUUAAUAACUGUAUACCAGUAUACAAGGCUUCCUCUGGUAAAGAUGUAAAGAUCAGUGUCGACACUGAAAACUACCUUAGCCCUGAUAUAUCUGGAGGUGUGGAAUUACUGGCUCAGUAUGGAAAAAUCAAAGUAGAGAAUACCUUGGACAGUAGACUAGACCUUAUUAGCCAACAGAUGUUGCCGGAAUUACGUGAAAUCUUGUUUGGUGCCAACCCAAACCGAAGGUUCAAGGACUAGUGCUAUACAUAGUGUCUACCAGUCAUUUUAGAUUGAAUAAAGGGACCAAGAUUUAGGCUAGUGUUAACAGAGGUAGUUCCGACAUACAGUACAUUAGGAACCUCCAGGGUGUGCGAGUCUUAGAUAGUAUCGGCUGAACAGUGGGUCAUUUGUACACAAGUUUGGCCAGAGUUUACAUAAAGAGUACCUUAGAGUGACCGGAAAUUUAGUGAUGUGUACCUAGAGUCUGGGCUACUCCAGCACCACAGUAUUAGGGAAACAUCCUGACUGUAACUUGAUAUUACCAUUCAUGUUGAUCAGGUUAAAACAGCUUAGUUAUCUGUAUAACCGCUUAAUUUCAAGAAUAUAUAUAUAUAUAAAUAUGUACAUCAUUCAGAGCGUUUAAUUUUGGCAUAAUUAGACUGAUCAGUUGUAUUUUAUAUUUUGCUGUGGCAAGCAGAAGAAUUGUGCAUUGGCUUAAUAUGUAAAUGCAUCAGAGUGAACAGUGAUCUGUCAAAACUAUACACAUAUGUCAUAAGUCAAGUUAUGCCAUUUGUACAUACCAUUUAAGUUAUGCGUCUUUGUUACAAUAUGUUGAUGUUGAUUUGAACAGUAAUUUUUUUUUUGCUUUGGUUUUUUUGCUAUCUAGUGCUGUAUAUAAUUUUGCUUUGCUAUGUUGUAUAUGAUUACUGGUGCUUUGCUUUUCAUAUUCAUUUUACAAGCUUUCUGGAAACCAGUUUGCUGGAUUUUCAAGACUACUGACCUGACGACCUUUGUAAAAUGGCUGUCAUCCGUGUGCCCUGUAUGGCUAUCAUCCGUGUGCCCUGUAUGGCUAUCAUCCGUGUGCCCUGAACUUCCUCCACACUUCUCAUAUACUUUCACUGAGCAAGAAUGUUAGUUUUAACAGUGUAGAAAUUCCUUGCUAAGAUAUUAUAUUUCUGUUACUUCUUAAUUGUGGGUAUGUAAUAUUCCAUGUAUAAUUGUAUAUGUACAUAUCUGUAAACACUGACUACUUUAAUAAGCCAUUUCACGUAUGGAUGCAAUGGACGUACAGUGUGUUGGAUUAAAUUUAAGUCUGUGCUUAGUUUUCUACAGGUUGUUCUGGAGGUGUAUCUGAUUGGUAGGGCUUGGUUCCUAAGUGUUCGUCAUAUAAGCUUUGCUUUACUAGCCAGUAUACAGUUGCUUUACCCAAGAAAAAUAGUUCCUGUUCGCUGCCAGUGUCUUGAUGAUUACCUCCUGAUUUUUUUAGUUCAGCUGGUCAUGAUUCAUGAUCAAAGGCAAUAGUAGUGUCACGCUGUCAAUUGGAUAGGUCUCCAGGAGAAAGGGAGGUAACUCAGACCACUGUGAGGCUUGCAGCUGCUUUCUGCCAUGUUGAUAUUACACAUGUAUAGCUUUGUAUUAACUAUCAAUCACAGAAUUAAUCAUCCCCACCAUCCCACUAUGUGUUCUCCAGUUGACAGUCAUUUGUUCACUGAUGCCUUUACAUUACUGGUAUGCAUUUGUUAAGUGUAGUGCUUGUAAAAUGUUCAAUACUUUGUCCAGUUUGUGUAGAAGGAAUUACAAUAUCUGAAUUUCCUUAAUAUGUAUGUAAAUGACAAAUCUGUGAGGAAAUGGGGAUAAUUACCACUUUCUGCUAAUUGUAAACAUUUAUGACAAAACUUAAGUUACCCAAUAAAGAUGAGAUAAUUGAAUUGUGUUUUAUUAAGUGAUAUUUGCUGCCCUCUAGGAAAUCAAACUGCCAAUUAACUGUGUUUUCUUUGUCUGACAGUAUCAAGACUGUGUUGACUCUGGUUUAGAAAUUAGUGAUCACAUUGAGACCAAAGAUAUUCAUUUAAGCUCAAAUGAUCUUUGAAGAUGGGAAAUGUCAUGAAUGUAGUGCUGGUGUAUUUUUUGGCUGGUGGGGUUGGUGUGGAUGGGUGGGUAGAAUCACUGGAGAACGCUUACUUCAUCAGUUUGCUUGAAGUUUAACAUUGUUUCCAAGAUUGUUUCGGAGGCUGUAACUUUUCUGCCAUAUUGAAGGCUAUACCACAUUUUAACCUUUGCUAACAUAUCUAAUGCUGCGUGAUAAAUAUCUGUUCUGAUCGAAAAGACCUGUCUAAGAAUAUUUUUACACUGACUACAUGGACAUGACAUGUUAAGUAAUAAAUGGCAUGUAUGUGGACGGCAAGACUUCAGGUGUUUGCACAAAUAAGACAGUGGUCCUUAUACAAAAAUUGUUUCCUAUACAAAUAUUGUAUAAUUGAUAGGGGAAAAAAAGAAAAAGCUGAAAAUGAUCGUACAAACAUAUAUUGCAUUAUGUAAACAGAUUAUGCUGAAAUUUCACUAUUUAGCUGUGAGAAUGAUCUCCCUUACAUUGGACCUGUGUAUCAUGAGAGUCACUA